Molecule: messenger RNA, 9228 nt
Organism: Branchiostoma floridae (Florida lancelet)
Lineage: Eukaryota; Metazoa; Chordata; Leptocardii; Amphioxiformes; Branchiostomatidae
Product: regulating synaptic membrane exocytosis protein 2-like
Exons: 30
Coding region: 264-5477 (1737 amino acids)
Biological process (GO): regulation of synaptic plasticity; calcium ion-regulated exocytosis of neurotransmitter; regulation of membrane potential
Cellular component (GO): cytoskeleton of presynaptic active zone; presynaptic membrane
Molecular function (GO): transmembrane transporter binding; small GTPase binding
Source: RefSeq, a predicted model, not a curated record
CCACUCCGCGUGCGUAACGUACCGUCCCCUAAUGUUGCAAUUGAUUGCUGUGAAAACCAGCGGUCUCCGUCGCUAUUUCUGCGCAUCUGUAGACUCCAUAGCAGGGGCGCACGCCCGUUUUCUACCCCCCUCCCGACCCCCAGGGGUACCCUGAGAUGCUACCGCGACCAUGACGGGACACAGGACGAAAGGAGGACGGUUACUAGCAGUCUUACGCGGCCGAGAAGGAGUUUAAAACGGUCCCCACUGGCGGAACAAGCUCGAUGAAGGCAGGGCAAAGCACGGGGAUGAGGCGCGCCAGUUUGCCCGUCGCCCCCGGGGUGGCGUCCUUGGGGGGUGGGGGAGAAGUCUGUCCCGAGCCUGAUCUAUCCCACCUUACCGAUGAAGAGAGGAAGAUUAUCGAAGAGGUUAUGGCGAGAGCGAAAGCUGAAGAAGAAAAGGAACAAGCCAUGAUCAGGCCCGACCAAGAACAAGAGAAUGCUGGGCGCCUCAAGGACGAGUUCGCCAACUACGAGCAAGCCGUGAAGGAACUGGGGGAGGAGAAGAAGCAAUCGUACGGGAACGUGGACUCGGGCGCGGUCUGCGAGAUCUGUCACAAGACGAAGUUUGCGGACGGGGUGGGGCACACCUGCGUGUACUGUGAGCUGAAGGUGUGCGCCAGGUGUGGGGGGAAGGUCACGUUACGUUCUAAUAAGACCAUGUGGAUAUGCAACCUUUGCCGCAAGCAGCAAGAGAUCAAGAUGAAGUCUGGAGCUUGGAUCACUGGAAGACCGGGCUCCUUAGAUUUAGAAGACAUGGGUACGAAUUCCGCUGCAAACAAAGAGAACGAAAAGGGCACCCGCUCCGACACGGAGGGGCGUCCUCAGGAGAAGCGAGCCAGAUUUCAAGACGAUGCCAAGACGGGCAAUUUGCCCGGUCAGGAUAAGGGCAAGGAUCCCGAGAAGGAAAAAGAUGCAAGUAGUGAAAAACUAACUCCCACCAGUAAACAACGGGCUUUACAUAGGCAGUUUUCCACCAGGGGAGGGGAAGAGUCGGGGACACGACGCUACCAGACAAGGGAGGAUUCUGGGGUGGGAUCUCUCAGUAUCGAUCAAAAUAAAUCUGGGAGCACGAAUUUGGACUCCCGUGCCAGUCCACACACUGAUAAACCGCCCCAGAGGGGCUCCCAGAGAGCUGAUGUGAACACGUUAGAACGACAAAAUCGCGGUGACAAUGCGCGGAAAAAGGACGUUCAACAGACACAACAGAAGCAGGUCAUUACGGAGAACAAGAUGAUAAGAGAACAGGAGCCCCAAACUCGCAACGAUCACGCUGUACGCGCAGAACGCGAUCCGCGUAAACGGAGAGAUGGGUCGCCCAAAUCCCUUCCACCGGAGGAAAGACUACCUACUAGGCAAGCCGAAGGGAGAGAGGGAAUGAGAGAAACGAGAGAAGGACGAGAGCGGCGACCUGCUAUUCGACAGCAUUCUGCUGAGCUGCUAGAGCCGCCACGGAAUUCUUCCCGGGAACGACGGCCCAGUGUCGGGGAUCUUCCGCGGGAAAGGGAACGCCGCCCCAGCAUGGUGGAUGUACGCAUGACCGGGGAACCGCAACAUUAUCGUGAAGGUAGGAGUGCUUCACGGCAGAGUAGGCUGAGUCCAAAUGAAAGUGGGCUUCCCCGUUCACCCUCAGCGGGUCCGUAUGGGUCUAAACAAUACAUAGAAGAGCAAGAUUAUCGCAGAGGAAAUUUAUAUCCGGCUAAAUAUAGGCAGUACGCUUCGCAACCUCAUUUAGAAACGAUGGAUUACGGUACUCAGGGUGGGCGUAGGGCACCAAGGGGUCACGGCGCUAACCAUGUUUCCAUGGUAACAGGGAGGCCUGCUUCGCCGCGGUAUGCAAACGGCCGGGACGUCUACGAAAGCAAUAAACUUCAGGACCUUCACGGGCGGCGCGGGGGGCACCUGGAAGCACCCGGCUCGGCGUACAAACAGAAACGCGACGAGACGAUGCUGAGGAACGAUUCCCUCAGUUCGGACCAGUCGGAGCACGUGAGCAGGCCCCCGCCUCCCAAACCGCACAAACAUCGGAAGAGCAAACGCGAUCGGGCUCGUCAGCAGUCACUGUCCAGUUCCGAGGAGGAAAUCCGAUCUACGCCGGAGUGUACAAGUUGUGACGACGUUGAACUGGAAAGUGAAAGUGUGAGCGAGAAAGCGCUCAAAUGCAGGAAAAAGCGGCAGCAACAGAAAAGGUUGGAAUUGGAAAAUGGAGAGCAUGAUGGGUAUGACCCGCGGGGGAAACAUAGCGAACUCUCCGCAGUCGAAAUGUCAGAGCGCCAAAAGAAAAUUAUGCGAUUCCGCCAAGGCACUAACGGUGGGAGCGGCGAAUCCCGCUCAACGGAGGGUUCGACCGCAUCUGAAUUUCAAGUAAAGGAUUCUGGGAUAGAUACAGCCUCUAGUACGAAUGUAGACGACACUGAUCAGACAAUAUCGCAAAAGCAUCCAGUGUCAUGGACCCCGUCCAUAGAAACCAACCGACUCAUCGGUCACAUGAUCCUCAACAAGCGCCAGAGGAACGGAACCAACCAGAAGGACUCGGGCUCCAUCUUGGGUUUGAAGGUCGUGGGAGGAAAGAUGACGGAGUUUGGGAAACUUGGGGCUUUCAUUACCAAGGUCAAGAAGGGCAGUAUAGCAGACACUGUAGGACAUUUACGAGCAGGUGACGAAGUCUUAAGUUGGAAUGGCAGUUCGUUACAGGGUGCCACUUUCGAGGAAGUGUACUUCAUCAUUUCUGAAAGCAAACCUGAGCCACAAGUCGAGCUAGUAGUAUCCAGGCCCAUGCCCAUGGGGGAACUGGGUCCAGGAAUUCCAGAAAAAACAGGGAAAUUUGAAUCAAGUUCUAGCGAAUCUCAAAAAUUACCAGAUGAUGACACAAAGAAGAAGAGACCUUCAGUGAUGAUCACUUCCCCUGGCAGUCCUGGUUCAAGACAUCAUCCUAAACUUCAGUUGAAACUUUCGUAUGACCAAAGAGGGCUACAACUUUCUGUCACCGUACUCACAGCAGUAGAUCUUCCAUAUAAGGAGAACGGGAGGGCAAGGAACCCGUAUUUCAAGCUGCAUCUGUUGCCCGAUAGAAGUGAGAGAAGUAAAAGAAGAUCAAAAAUCAUGCAAAAGACAAACGAGCCAACAUGGAACCAGACCUUCCACUACUUGGAUGUGAAGAGUUCAGAGUUCACAGGUCGCGCCCUUGAGGUCACCAUCUGGGACUACAGCAAGGCUGGCGACCACGAGUUCCUGGGCAUGGUGUUGUUGGAUCUGGAAACAGCGCCAUUGGACGAUGAACAACACUGGUACGUGCUUGACCAGCGUAAGAAUGCCCUGCCCCCGCCCAGCCCCACACGGAGGAAGAACACCACCCCCGGGCGCCACGCAAGCGUCCUCGACUUCUUGGAUGAAGAAGCCAGACAAGAGUACCUCCACCCCCCACCUCCAAACAAAACACCAAGUGACAGUGAUAUUUCCGACUUUGACUUUGAUGUCCUGUGCUUUCCACCAGCUGAACUGGCCAAUGCCGGAAUGCGGAGGGAUGACGUCAGCAUGACCAAUUCAGGCUACGGCACCAUCAUGGACUACGGUCGUAACCCUCACCACCACGCCCGGCGCCGGUCUCACGACAUGGACAUGUACGGUCCUCCAGGAAACAACAGAAGAGGGCCAUCUGGCUCCUACAGAAAUAGUGUGAGUAAUUUACCAGACGAGUAUCCCCGCCCCCACCGCGGCAGCAAGCAGCUGGACGAUAACCUGCCCGUGCCGGACCAGAUGCCUCGCAGAUCCCGCUCAGCCUCUCCUGUCAGUCACACAGAUUACUUGUAUCAACAAGAGCGCCAAGCAGACAUGGCUCGCCAGCGUUCGCCAUCCCGUGGCUCGGCACGAUCACGCUCUCCGGCGCAAGACUGGAGGAGCGACGGUCGUGGGAUGUCACCGGAUCGGAUGAUGGGCGGGACGAUGGACCACCCCAGGAGGUCACGAUCACCUGGGCGACAGUCGCCCUACGCCACUGGGCCUCGACGUGGGUCAAAGUCCAUGUCCCAGCCCACCUCCCCGACCCAUGGGAUGCGGGAUCUCUCACCAGGGUCAACACCCAACACGCCUCGCAAGCGUCAGCUCCCGCAGAUCCCCAUGCAGUCGAGAGGUCCUCCAGGACCCAUGGACGAGCGGACUCGACAGGUGAAACUGAGGAUGGACGAGUACAAACGCACCACUAAUGCCGGCAUGGAAAGUCCUGCCGUGACACGAGUACGUCGGCAGAGCCCUGAUGCUGCUUCAGUGGACAGUGACAUAAGCGACGUGUCGGAGAUGUCACGCGCCAGCACCGUCUCCAGAAUCAGCACCACCAGCGCCCCGUCGGUACAGUCUGAGCAAUACUUGCCUCGUAACGAGAGACACGGAAGACACAGAAGGCAUGACUACAGAAGUCAAAGUGUGGAAAACACACCCAUGCACAGGUCGGAAAGGGAAAGAUUGCAUCCUCCUAGGUUGAAAGACAUUGAAGGGCAACACAGUGUGGAUUUCUCCGACACAGUCAGUAACCUGGCCCCAGGCAUGCGGCACCCCCCACCCCCGGGCGGCUCACGGUUCCCGACCCGCUCUACCAGCAGUGCGGAGAUGUACAUGUACGACCGCAACGACGGCAGCGUGUCCGACACGGCCGUCUCUUCCAUGGACAACCGGCGGCGGAUGCGGAAGACAUCGACCAGCAGCAAGAUGAUGGCCUUCAUGGGACUGUCGAGAAAGAAGAGCUCCAGCACCUCCCAGCUGUCUGCUACGGAUGCUGGGAAGUCUCCUCGCAGCGGCUUGUUUAGUCCAGCGUCCAUGCAGAACAUCGGACGCCAGGCGAGCACUGAGUCUACCGGCAGCCUCAGCUCUGACUCCUCCAGCAUGACAGCCGUGUGGUUCCCAUCUAGCUUGAGGCUGGACGGGCCCAUCAACGACUUUCUGGACGGGCUGGGGCCGGCCCAGCUGGUGGGGAGACAGGUGCUGGGCGCCCCCUGUCUGGGGGACAUCCAGGUGGGGCUGAUGGACCGGCGCGGACAGCUGGAGGUGGAGAUCAUCCGGGCGCGGGGUUUGAUUCCCAAACCUGAGGCCAACGUACUGCCUGCUCCAUAUGUGAAAGUGUACCUGAUGGAAGGGAAGCGGUGCAUGGCCAAACUAAAGACCAAGACAGCCCGCCGCACGCUCGACCCACUAUACCAGGAACAGCUGGUCUUCCAAGAGCCUUUUAGGGGCAAAAUUCUACAGAUCACAGUGUGGGGGGACUACAACCGUAUGCACGAGCGCAAAGUCUUCAUGGGUGUCGCUCAGAUCGUAUUGGACGACCUCGACCUCUCCACCAUGGUGAUUGGCUGGUACAAACUUUUUCCUACAUCCUCAUUGGUCCAGCCAGCGACAUUCGGACCACCACUACGACGUGCAUCAAUGACAUCACUAGAUACAGCGUACUGAGGGCACCCUGCCCUCCCCUUCCCCGUAGUGGUAGCAUCCUUACCUAGAGUGGUUCAACAUAGCACAGUGUUAGCGGACAGGACGAUAGUAUAGAUACAUAUGGGUAGAAGAACGGAACAAAAAGAAGCAUUUUUACAAUCGUCUUAUGAAAGAGAUGCAUGUAAAAUAGUCGACUUCCACUGUCAUUUUCUAAAUGGUACUCAAUUUGUUUGAAUAUAGAAGUUGAUGAAGAAAGAAGAACUAGAACAUGGUCAGACAUUGAAAAAAACGCAGUAAUACCUGUCAAACUAUUAACAACAGGUCUGAUUUUCUUGUUCAUAUUCUUUCUCUGUAGAAAAGCUAAAGAAAAUUAGAUAUGAUAGAAUGUAGGAAGACAAGAAAGCCCAUAACAAUUAGCACCAUGAAUAGUUUUAAGUAAACUGAAUAUUUAUUUACUUUUAAGAGAGAUUUAAUGGAAGCAAUGAGAUCGCAAGUUUAUUUAUUUAUAUCCUGCUUUCAUAUUUCUUGAGACAUUGAACUUAAGUUUGAGGACGAAACUUCAGAAAAUGAUGUGAUCAGUGGAAACUAUAUAGUAAAAAAAUUCAGAAAAAAAUUGAGCUGACAAUCUUAGGAACAUGCUGACCAUGUUUGACUACAUUAUGAUAUAGGGAGAGGAACACCAAUGCUGCCAGCUGCCUAUCAUGUUAGGCCUAAGAAAAUUAAUGUUAUGUUUCCGAUCACACGGUCCUGACAAAAAUUAAACUUAGUAGGUUUUUUUUUUUUUUUAAACUGAUUCAACAAAUGUAGUCAUAGCAUUGUAAAAAUAAUUUUCAAUAUUUUGUUUUAUCUCAAACAAAAAAGUACAAAGUUUACCACACAUUUUUACAUCUUAUGUUCAAAAUGCAAGUCUGUUAACACAGUGUGAAAGACGAGAAAUCCAUUUUGAUAUCCCCUGCCAAAAAUGGCUACAGGCUUUUGCCAGGGUCAAUCGGUUAACAGGAAACAUAACAUUUUCUUUCCUAGGCCCUAAAUGAUGUACUAAAUAUUUAAUCUAAUUUGUCUGUGACAUUUAGGAAAGCAGUACUUUGUUGCAAAACUGUGUGUGUGUGUGGCCUAACAUGAGACAUGUGAGAUGCACAACUUCCUCACUGAGGCUUUUUUUGGCUUCAGGAGAAAGCCUUGUAGUAUAUCAUUCCAGUUUUGAGGCAAGCGAAGAUGCCAAGUUUCUCUCUAUAAAAGGUGACAAUAUAAAAUUGCCAACUUUGCUCUUUUUACAGUCAGAAUCACACAAUCUACAGGUUUUCUGGAUUUGAUAUCUUCCAAUUCAUUUUUUAGUUGUAAGUUUUCUGCACUGCUACUAUUAGUUUAUUUGAGUUAAGCCUCAACAUUUAUACAAAAUCAUAUCAAACACAUAACUGAAGUGAAAGAAAAACUUGUGAUUGGAGAAUCAAAUUAAAGUUGAAACAAAAUCUUACAUUUUCAAUACUUUUGAGCUAUCUUGGUGUUGUGUAUUUCAUCAUUGAGCAAUGUAUGUCUCAUGUUGAGUCACAUACCUUUAUGUAUUCUAAUAUAGUUUGAGACCCUUUAUUUUGAAAGUAAUUGCAAUAAUAUGUUGAGCUGAUAGGGGGCAUUUUAGCCUCUUUGCAGAGGCAUUAUUGCCUUUGACAAGACUGACAUUUUGUUAUGUAUUUUCCUUCAGACAGAACUUUUAACAGAAAAUAUUUUACUUAUAUAUACAUUUAUAUCCUACUUUCUUUUACUUUAAUGUUUCAAAUAUCUUAGCUAUUUUAUACUUUGACAUGAUAAUAGAUUUGAACAUAUUUUUGGUAAGUUUUUUUGUUGCCUUUGUUGUUAACAUUGUUGAUGGCAGUGUUAUAGAACACAGUUGCAGUUGGAAUCAGAAAAGUUAGGAUCAUCCAGUGCAGUAUGAAAUGAUGAUGAUGUUUUCUCCGUUUUCAGUGUUAAUUUGAAACACCAAGAGUGCAUAUAUGUACCAUGGAACGUAAUAUAUAACCCUUAUUUAUUUAUCAGAAGGGACCUAGUGCAAAGGCAAUGCCUGUCGUUCUAAAUAUGAUGUACAUAACUUUGAAAUUUUUACAUGGGAGGGGCCGUAAGGUUGUCCCACCAAUGUAGUAGUAUUAAACAGUAUAUCCAGCAGUGCAAUGAUAGGUAAGGACUAUAUGAUAAGUACUUUUUAUUGAUUGACCAAUAUGCCCACGGGCCCAACUCAUAUAUCAAAUAUAUGUGUAUUCAUUGAGCUACAAACAGGCUAAUUUGUAUACGCAGGGUGGAUAUAGGGAAGUGUGUAAAGAUGAUGCAAAAAUCUGUUUCGUUGAAAAGCAGUAAGACUUUGAUUGUAUGUUAUCCUUCCUUAUAAAAAAAGCUGACCUCCCCGUUGCAUGCAGUGUAAUCUUCCAAUAUACAUUUGUAAUGUAUAAAUUCAAAUCGUGGGGAGACAGCGAGGGUCAAGUCCAUUCUGAAGCAGAGGGGUGUGAGCGUAGACAUUAUAGACCUCAUGGUAGCAUCUCCACCCCUCUCUGUAUAUGCUUAUGGUAGAUUCCUCCUCAUCUGGAUAGUGUGUUUGAGAUCAUCCUACUCCACAAGAAGGGGGUGUUUUUCUCCUGCUCUGUAUUGUAUACCCUAGCAAUAAGUCAACAUUUUGGUUCGUUCUUCUGUGGAUUCAAUGAAGGUUUUUAAACUCAUUUUCUCUGUAUAUAGAAGACGGACAUGCAAGGUUUACUGUUAACCUUGCCAAUGGAAAUGAUCAUGUGACCAAUCACAUGAACAUCAUGUGACCAUCACAAGGGUAAACCCGAUACUAUGAGAACUGAUUUCUAUAUAGCGUAUAAGUCUUGAGUUCUAAGCUAAGCAACUGUAGUCAGACAAUGUUUUCGAAAGAUUUCAAUGACCAGUCAAUAGCCGGGGUAGGGUUAAAAAUUGUGGGGGACGAAGAUUUUGCCGCAACAUACAUAUGACAGUAAUAUAUCUAUAAAUAUAUACACGUGUGUAAAUGAUGAUAAUAGGUUUUCACUUCUUGAGAAGCAAAGUUUCUCAGAUGUACUGCGGAAGGAGUUAGGGAAAAUUCUAUGCAGCGUAACGAGACAGACCCGCCAGUGCUAUACUUACAGAUAUACCCCUCUAGUUUAUGUAAGGAUGACCCUUAUACCGAGACUUGUGUUAUAUAUGAACUCAUGACAAUGUAAUGUUUAAACCUUCCUUUAUCACUGCUAUAAUCUGUUCCUGCUGCCCUGUACAGUGGGGUGCUGAAGAAUCUUGUAAGAGCGACUUGUCCAUGCAAUAUGCACUGCUUAUCCUCCACUGUUCUUAUAGGGUAACGUCUUCAAUGUUCUGUUAACAGCUUCUGAAGCAACACUACAAUUUGAACGUCUCGGUUAGACAGCAUCUUGAGAAAUAAGGAUUGUGUACGUUUCCUUUAAGAUUUAUGUGUCAAUAGUGACACUGCUAGAAACAUUUAAGCAUUUCCUUGGCGCUCUUACGUUUACUGUUAACACCCCCGUUGUGCUUUUCUUGCUUCUCUCUUGAGUGCAAUAUAUGAUAGUGUUUGUGGAAUAAAGUUUCAUAUUAUAGUUGAUAGAUGUAUACACUUGCCAAGUGGGGGUGUCAGCAGGUAAUGUAAGAGCAGCGCUAUGUGUUACAAGGAGUAUGCCCUUCCCACAAAUGUAUACACCCCCUGAAAAUUCUGCACCAGUACUGCAUGAGACAAGUGUGUUGUACCUUGUACCUGAAUUAAUAAAAAAUUCUAAGUCUACAA